ACUACGGAGGCUGAGGAAAUCUCGAUGAACCAGGAGAUCAAGAUGCAGGCGGCAGCCUUCAAAAACAAGAAACGGGGGUCCCCAGCCAAUGAAGGUGCAGAUGACCCUGCCUAUGAGAAUAUCACCUUCAAAACCCAGCACCAGCCAAAAGGCAGUCACUCACCACCCAAGAACAAGGCCCAGUCCAAGCCAGCCUCCAACCCUGCCCAGGUCCCCCAUUGGUUGCCUAGAGCCACGAUGAGCCUGUAUGUUCUCCUCGCUCUGUCCUGCGUCGUCCUCUUAGCCUUUGUCCUGGUGAAGAAUUCCAAGAUGUCCCAGGAGCUGCUGGUCUUGAGAAUGGAGCUCCAGAAGGUCUCUCUUUCGGUGGGAGAGUGCCAGGACGAGGAGAAGAAAUGCUGGAACGCUGUCAAGCAGGGCAUUGACACGGUCAAGAGCAAGGUCCAUGAAGGGAACCAGAAACUGAAGACGCUGGCGACAGCCUCAGACAUGAACCAAAUCAGGACUACAUUACAGAAAAUCCUCCAGACGCUGAAGAUGCUAAAUCCACAGCCCACACCUCAAUAAAAGAAAAGACAUCAAAGCCCUGGCUACACCUCGGAGGACAAGAUAGCACCUCUCAGUGAAGAUGGAAAAUAGGGCUCCCAGCCUGGUCUGAAGCUGCGGUUUAUCCCACGUGUAGAAAAUCACGUGUCUUGGUGAAUGUGUUGUGGAGUUGCGUGUGUGCCUAUGUGCUCGUGUGUCGGGGUAAGCACUUCAUGGAGGGUGGGUAUUUCCGUGUUUCCCACAGGAAGGUGUUAUGGGUGAAUGUUGAAGGUGGGAGUCACAGC
Messenger RNA from Globicephala melas (long-finned pilot whale), 827 nucleotides. It is a transcript of the gene MCEMP1, whose product is annotated as mast cell expressed membrane protein 1. The record is from RefSeq and is a predicted model, not a curated record. Lineage: Eukaryota; Metazoa; Chordata; Mammalia; Artiodactyla; Delphinidae.